Ananas comosus (pineapple) is the source of this 1440-nucleotide messenger RNA. Its product is annotated as protein SHI RELATED SEQUENCE 1-like. The record is from RefSeq and is a predicted model, not a curated record. The transcript is spliced from 2 exons. Bases 298 to 1263 code for a protein of 321 amino acids. Gene Ontology annotation, biological process: positive regulation of DNA-templated transcription. Gene Ontology annotation, molecular function: DNA-binding transcription factor activity; DNA binding. Gene Ontology annotation, cellular component: nucleus. NCBI's taxonomy places the organism in Eukaryota, Viridiplantae, Streptophyta, Magnoliopsida, Poales, Bromeliaceae.
GGAAAGAAAAGGAGAAGUACGAGAAAGCAAUAAAUGGAAAACGAGCUCGGAGCCACUUCCCAUGGCGGCGCUGUAGACCCCUUUCAGAUAUAGUAAUUAAGCAGCUCCUAGAUAUAUACAUCUACUUAAUUGUUUCCUAAUUAAUCUACUGUUAUCGAUCGAUCCCUACAUAUACAUACAUGUAAAAGAGAGAGAGAGAGAGAGAGAGAGAGAGCAUAGGAUAUAUAGUACACUAGUCGCAUUAGGUAGGGGCUACACCAGCUGGUUUGUUGUAAUUGGGUAUGGAUUUGGGGAACCAUGGCGGGGUUCUCUCUAGGAGGAGGAAGAACCGGACAUAAUCAGAAUAGAGAUCACAACCAACAACAACAACAACAACAACAACAACAACAACAUCAACAACAACAUCCCAUCAAUAUUAAUCCGACGGCCGACAGCCUCUUCCUUUACGGCUAUAGUAGUAGCAGCGUCGGCGGCGGCGGCGGCGGCGGCAGCGGUUUUCAGCUAUGGCAUCAGGAAGGAGAUUUCUACUCCUCGAGGGGUGGCACUGGCACCGGCAGCGGCAGUGGUGGCGGUGGCGGGGGCGCGGCGCGGAUCAUCAGUUUCUCGGAUGAUCACGCGGCGGAAGGAGUCGGAAUUAUGAGGGGCGGCAGCGGGGGCAGCAGCGGCGGCGGUGGUAUGAGCUGCAGGGAUUGCGGUAAUCAGGCGAAGAAGGACUGUGUCCACCUCCGCUGCCGCACCUGCUGCAAGAGCCGCGGCUUCCACUGCCCGACCCACGUGAAGAGCACGUGGGUCCCCGCUGCCAGGCGCCGCGAGCGCCAGCACAACCAGCAGCAGCAGCAGCAGCAGCAAUUCGCUGGCGGUGGCAGUGGCCGCGGGGAGCCGUCGAAGAGGGCGAGAGAAGUUGGCGGCCCCCGCGAAGAAGUCGCGAGGUUUCCUGCAGAGGUGAGCUCGGAGGCGGUGUUCCGGUGCGUGCGAGUAGGGCCGGUGGAGGACGAAGGCAGAGCCGUCGACGAAGAAUACGCGUACAGCACUGCCGUGAGCAUCGGCGGCCACGUCUUCAAGGGAAUUCUCCACCACUACGGGCCCGAUCCGAAUUCCUCGACGUCCUCCGACUACCACCUCCUUCGCGAAGGAUCGCCGCCUACUAGUGCCGUGGGUGGCGACGCGUCGGGAGCGGCGGUGAUGAUCGACCCGUAUCCGACGCCGCUCAGCGGAUUCCUUUCCGGCGCUCAGUACUACCCUCACCACACAACAUCACAAUAAAUAAAUAAAGUAAACAGAUUUUAGUUAGAAGGCUUUUGAGUUGCACUAAGACAAGAUAAAUCUUGGAGAAACGAUUCUUAUGCAACACAUUGUUAUCUCCAUGCAAACAAAUAUUAUGAGGUGUGAACUUCUUAUUUGACAUUCAUUAGGGUUGUGAAACUGCAAAUGUGGUUUGUG